UUUAAAACCAAACUUCCUCGGAUUUUUCACUAAACCUCGCUGUCCUCUUCUCCUUCCAAUCUCCAAAAUCUUCAAUGGCCGUUCAAGCGAAUCGCAAUAUAUUUCUUCAAGAACUGUCGGAUUUCAUACCCUUGAGCGGAGAUGAAACUUUCCCAGAUUUGGCUGAUAUCAAGCCAAUGAUUACCGGAUUUCAAGGUAUCUUGCCGUCGUUUAAUGUAUCUCCGCCGUCUACGGCGCCGGAGUAUGGCAUCGGCGGUUAUAUUGGAAAUCAGGGUGUUACUCGGAAGAGACGAGCUACCCGAGAUUCGAUCAAGUUUUCCCCUGUUUUCGCAUCUCAGAAAAUUAAAAAUCAAAGCUUUAACCAAAACCCAUAUGCUCCCGGCAAUGGCGAUUUUCCGGCUCUCCGGCAAUACGAGGUCGAGAUAGACCGAAUCGUGUCGCAGCAUGCAAAGAAAUUGAAGGUUGAAAUUGAGAAGAGAAACGAGCAGAUAAUGACGGCGGUGAUCGGAGAAGGGCUGAUGAAGAAAUUAAGCGAAAAAGAAGCCGAGAUCCAGAGAAUGUGGAAAUGGAAUCUUGCGCUUCAAGAAAGGGUGAAAAAUCUGGACUUGGAGAAGCAGCUCUGGCGAGACAUGGCCCACAAAAAGGCGGCCGCCGCCGACUGUCUCCGGGCAAAUUUAGAUAAGCUCCUCUCCAGCGCCGCCGCGGUGAACGAAGAUUCGGCGUCCUCCUGCUGCGGAAGCAGCGGCGACGCCGGCGGCGGCCGGGUUUGCCGGCGUUGCGGAGUGAGAGAGUCGAGUGUUUUGCUGCUUCCUUGCCGGCAUCUCUGUCUCUGUGCAAUGUGUUUUGGGUCAAUUCCGAUUGACAAUUGCCCAGUUUGUAAUUCAAACGCCAAUGCCUCUCUUCACGUUAAUUCUUCUUCUGAUUGACCAAGAAGAUGACCAGGAAAAGAUUUUUUUUUGACGAGAGGAAAAGAUUGAAAUAUUACCAUUUUUAUUUUAUUCAUUUAUAUGACUAAUGUAUAAUAUAAUGUAGAAGAGAUCUAUUUAGAUUUUAGACCCUGGUGUAAUUAGAUUCUUUACCUCGGUGACAGAAUUCAUUUUUUCUAUAUCAUGCCUUUUUGCAAUUCUUUACUUUGGUUUCCUUCCACAUUUUAAUAUUUUUGACAGAAAGUUGGAAACCUUUUUUAUUUCCUUCCUCGUAUUUUUUAUUUUGGUUUACUUUGAUUCUUGAUUUUGUAAUAUUAGAAAGUAACUAGCAUUAUUGUCUUAUAAGGAGAAUUCAAUUUGACUGCAA
This is a messenger RNA of Cuscuta epithymum, 1293 nucleotides long. The record is from the annotation of a GenBank genome assembly. NCBI's taxonomy places the organism in Eukaryota, Viridiplantae, Streptophyta, Magnoliopsida, Solanales, Convolvulaceae.